This is a messenger RNA of Aspergillus pseudonomiae, 939 nucleotides long. Its product is annotated as putative extracellular cysteine-rich protein. Lineage: Eukaryota; Fungi; Ascomycota; Eurotiomycetes; Eurotiales; Aspergillaceae. The record is from RefSeq and is a predicted model, not a curated record. Bases 121 to 654 code for a protein of 177 amino acids. The transcript has a single exon.
CUUUCUAGCAUACCUCCAACCAAUAUCAGCUACCUACAGACACUUCUCUCUUCUCAUCAAGUUACAUUACCUUGUUAUAAAAACAACCUGUUCAAAACAAAAUACUUUGCAACUGUCAAAAUGGUCCGUCUUCUUUCCUUCACUCUUCUGGCUGCUGCCACUGUCGAGGUAGUCUCUGCUGCUGCUCUGCCCACUCCACCGAGGCCCGCUGAAGUUACCAUUUGGCGUCGUAAUGAUGGCCCUCUCAGCACCAUAGCAGCAACUGCAGUUGAGACAGCCUUUCCAGCUGAGAAGACACCCACUGAGAUCGAGGAUGGGGAAGAUGUCCCCAAUGACGACACAGUUACCGGUGAGGAUGAUGAUGUCUUCACCGACGGUUUGCACUGGCGCCGCAGGGGCAAAUGCCGCUCUGAUCUGGACUGCGAUCUUGGCUACCUGUGCACUAGUGGCCGUUGCACUCUUGGCUGCCUGGCUGAUAAAGACUGUCGCCGGGGACAGACAUGCAUGGGUGGGCAAUGCCGUACUGCAGGCGGAGUCAACCCUCCUGCAUGCAAGCCUUACAAGCAGCUAUGUGCUGCCAAUGAAGAAUGUUGCUCAGGUGUCUGCCGCCUGGGAUGGCGCCUGACAAGGGUGUGCAAGCAUAACAAGCACUGAGGUGUCUUGUAUAAAUGGAGGAAUGAGAUUAUUCCGCCGUGAGGAGGGAAAAGGCGACCAAAUUGACAUGUUGAUGAGGUUUCUUUGAUUGUUUAACUCAUUUUGAUGUUUAGUAUUGGUUUACUAAAGUUGUUGAUUUGAACGAGAGUUUGGAGGAGGAUGUGUCUCAAACAUGAUGGAAGAAGUGGAUGAUAUGGAAAAGGUUGUUCAUGUUUGUUUUUCUAAGAUUUAAAGCAAGGAAAACACACACAAAAGACAAAAAAAAGCAAAAAAGGGCUUUUAACC